Paramormyrops kingsleyae is the source of this 2007-nucleotide messenger RNA. It is a transcript of the gene pgm3, whose product is annotated as phosphoglucomutase 3. Lineage: Eukaryota; Metazoa; Chordata; Actinopteri; Osteoglossiformes; Mormyridae. The record is from RefSeq and is a predicted model, not a curated record. Gene Ontology annotation, biological process: UDP-N-acetylglucosamine biosynthetic process; carbohydrate metabolic process; hemopoiesis. Gene Ontology annotation, molecular function: phosphoacetylglucosamine mutase activity; magnesium ion binding.
CGGUGAUGGAAGCAAACCCGGAACUGCUGCCACGUCGAGGUGCAGUCUGUUUCUGACUUUUUGAUCACUUUAUAAAGAGGUCUGUGGAAUGGCUCUGUUUGAGGAGGUCUCCAAAAAAUCCGCGCUUCACCCAAAGCCUGCCGGGCUGCUGCUGAACUAUGGCACUUCCGGGUUUCGGACUGUCGCCGAGCAGCUGGAUCACGUCAUGUUUCGGAUGGGCUUACUAGCAGUUUUGAGGUCCAAGAAGACUAAAGCCACCAUUGGUGUGAUGGUUACGGCGUCUCACAACCCUGAGGAAGACAAUGGCAUCAAGCUUGUGGAUCCCAUGGGUGAGAUGGUGACCCCUACCUGGGAGGAGUACGCCAUGCAGGUAGCUAAUGCUGAACAGGAGGCCCUCCUCACAGUGCUUGGAGACAUCAUGAAGAGGGAGGCCAUCGACAUCAAUCAGGGGGCUGCUGUCUUUAUAGGCAGAGACACCAGGCCCAGCAGUGAGAGUUUGAGCCAGGCAGUGCUGGAUGGCAUCCUCUCCUUGGCCGGUCACGCACAUGACUAUGGUGUGCUGACUACCCCUCAGCUGCACUUCAUGGUUCGCUGUGAGAAUACGCAGAGUCGCUAUGGCAACCCCACCACUGAGGGCUACUACCAGAAACUGUCGCAGGCUUUCGUCCAGCUCGUCAAGCAUGCCCCAAACCGCACUGACGACCAGAAGCAUCUUCUUGUGGAUGGAGCCAAUGGUGUUGGGGCCCUGAAGCUGAGGGAGAUGGAGCCCUUUCUGCAGAAGGAGCUGCAGAUCUCGCUGUUCAACAAGGGCACUGGGGGCAAACUUAACUUCCAGUGUGGUGCUGACUAUGUCAAAGUCCAGCAGGGACCUCCUCUGGGAGUUGAGAUGCUUGUGGGUCAGCGCUGCUGUUCCUUUGAUGGUGAUGCAGAUCGGAUUGUUUACUACUACAGUGACUCCGAGGGCCGUUUUCACUUGCUGGAUGGUGACAAGAUUGCUACACUUAUCAGCACCUUUCUGAAAAAGCUGGUCACACAGGCUGGUCUGGACUUGCAGAUUGGUGUAGUGCAGACAGCAUAUGCUAAUGGGAGCUCCACGCGCUACUUGGAGAACAACAUGAAGGUGACAGUACGCUGCGUAGAGACUGGUGUAAAGCACCUGCAUCAUGCUGCCCAGGAAUUUGACAUUGGUGUGUACUUUGAGGCCAACGGUCAUGGUACGGUUCUUUUCAGUGAGUCUGCAGUAGAGAAGAUCCAGCAACUAGCCAUGGACUCCAGCACCAGCGAUGAGAAGAAGAGUGCCGCUCAAAUACUGGAGAACACAGUCAACGUCACCAACCAGGCGGUGGGCGACGCCAUCUCCGACAUGCUGCUUGUGGAGGCUGUGCUAGCGGUGCAGGGCCUGUCCCUGCAGCAGUGGGACGCCAUGUACACGGACCUGCCCAACAGGCAGCGUAAAGUGAAGGUGGCAGACAAGAGCGUGAUCACCACGACAGACGCCGAGAGGCGGGCGCUCAGUCCGGCCGGCUUGCAGGACGCUGUGGACGCACUGGUGAAGCAGUACCGCCUGUCUCGAGCGUUCGUCCGUCCCUCUGGCACCGAGGAUACGAUUCGAGUGUAUGCUGAAGCAGACACGCAGGAAAACACAGAUUCACUUGCUCAUGAAGUUUGCAUGGCUGUUUACCGUCUGGCUGGGGGGGUCGGAGAGGAGCCGCAGCCUCUGUGUUAGUGCUGUCUGUCACACGCUAACACACGGACAGUCGUGCACAUGCAGGCAGGCUUAGCUCUGAGCCAGCCAUCUUCAUACUGUAAUCUAGCAGUACUUUCAUCCUGUACUGUGGAAUUAACUUAAGGUGGCCAUCUCUACAAACUACCUGAUGUCACAUGCCUAACAAAUCUUUUUCUCUGGAAAUUUUUAUAUAAGGAAAAAGAUAAUCACUACAAUCAUUUAUGGAGAAUGCUGCAAAUUUUGUAUUUCAAUAGAAAAUAAAAUUUACCGCUCAGAAAACA